Messenger RNA from Ectocarpus siliculosus, 1398 nucleotides. NCBI's taxonomy places the organism in Eukaryota, Phaeophyceae, Ectocarpales, Ectocarpaceae. The record is from the annotation of a GenBank genome assembly.
AUGGCGGAGGCGCAGGAUGGUUUCACGCCGCUGCACUUUUGCUCUCAGGCGGGGUGCGCGGCGGGAUGCCGGCUGCUGCUGGGGGCGGGGGCUAAGGUGGACGCGAAGCUGCGCAAAACCAAGAAGACACCUCUCCAUUUCGCUGCUGGAAAGGGCCAUGUCGAGGCCGUGCGCGUCCUGAUGCAAGCAGGGGCCGACGUUGAGGCCGAGACUUCCAAGGGCCAGACACCGCUGCUGCUGGCGAACAAGGCCGAAGUCAAGGCCGCUCUCGUCGGAGACCCACCGCCGGCGGGCGAUGGAGCAGCGGCGGCGGCGGCGGCGGCGGGGUCUCAUAGUGAUGGCGAAGUCGGUAGGGGGGGGGGGGCGGCGGAAGAUGGACCGGGGACGAAAACAGUGGCGGCCGGCGGCGGCGGCGGCGGUGGCGGCGACUUGAAUCAGGAUCAGGGGGGGGCUGGAGCGUUAGUCACCGGAGGUAGCGCUAGAGAAGGGAAGAGUGGCAAGGAGCAGGGGGGAGAAAGCGAUGGGGCGGACGGUACGGCUACUCCUACUGCUGCUGCUGCCGAGGUUUCGAGUUUAGGGGGAUCGCAGAAGGCGGAGGGGUCGAGCGGGGAAAGGGAGGGGUCCGUGGCGGAAGCAGGCGGGGUGGGGGGAGGGGGCCGGGUGGGGAGCCUCGCGGAGCGGCGCCGAAAGAAACGAAAGCUGGCGAAGGCGGCGGCAGCGGCGGCGGGCGGGAACGGGGCCGUAAACCUUUCGCAUUUGGGUGUGGACGGGGACGAUGCUGUUGGCCUUGUCUAGACGUCUGUCCCUCGAACGCCCUCGUUGCGUGUGUACCAUCGUGGUGCCGCCAAGAACCUUUGAUGGGGGGAGGUGGUUGCGCUGGAGUUGAGUUGGGUGAUUUGUGUAAUGCAGGUAGGGGUGGGGGGUGGGGGGUGGGCUGCUUCAUGCUUGGUUGUGGGUGCCCCUCCCCCGAGGAAAGCUUUUGUCCGGCGUUGCAAGUCCUACUGCGUUGGUGUUGGUUAUCCGAGGCAGCACGUACACGUUUGCCUGAGGGAGGCCAUCCCGUUACUCACGGUGGACAUGAGCGUAUGUGAAAGCAUCCCUAGUGUUUUUGUUUGUGCGCUUGAUGCUUCUUGUUGGUCGUGGUCGAGCCUGUUCGAUAGCAUGCCUACGAUAAGGGAACGCCGGACGUGUCUUUCCACAAGAGGUCCACCCUCAAGCAUUGCCCCCCCCACACACACUUGUUUUUGUCGCGGCGUGUGUGAAGUGCUAAGUAAGGCACAAAGACAGCCCCGAAGACACCCGGUUGCUCUCUCGUACUUGUCGGUUUCUGGUGUCUUGAAUGUUAGGUUUAUCUUGGUUGCGGUAAUGUUGUGUUGACGGUGCCCGUUUUUUUUCACC